AUGUCCCCUCGCGCGAGUAAUUCCCAAAUCCCCAUUUCUAAAUAUUUCUCGCCGCCUAGCAGGAAACGCGCAGGCUCGGAGGUGAUCGACCUAACGCAGUCGGACAGUGAUGAUGCGGAACCGCGCUCCCAGAGGGCUCAGAAACGCGCUCGGACUACGACGGCACCUGCUUCCUCGCAGGGCCAGCGUGCGGCUGGUAGACCUUCGGUGGAGCGAUGGCGAUUCACGCCCUCGCCCCUGAAGACUGUGACUACUGGUGAUGCGACCGCUGUGCUGCCUGAGGUCCGGGAGGCAUUUCGCCGAAAGCUGCUCACCAGCAGCCAGGUGGGUGGAGAACCACCGUCGACGCCGAAAGCCUCGAAGGGCAAAGGCAGAGCACAAGAACCACAAGAGGAAUUCACGGCCAGUCCUAUAAGUUCUGGCUUAGGCUCGCCGCCAUCGGACGGUGACCAGGCUUUCAAUGAGUUGACGGCAUUGUUCCCCAAGAAGUCAAAAGGGAAGAAGAUUAAGGCGCCCCCAGUCCGCAAGGUGGUAUCAAAGGCUCCGGAGAGAGUUGGACCCAGUGGGCAGACUUAUACACCGUUGGAGGAACAAAUCCUGAAGUUGAAGGCCGAUAAUCCGGGGACACUUCUGAUGGUGGAAAUAGGCUACAAGUACAAGUUCUUCGGGGAAGACGCGGAAAUAGCUUCGAAAACACUUGGUGUAGCUUGUUACCCCGACCGGAAUUUCUCGGUUGCUUUCAUUCCAGUCGACCGGCUGAAUAUUCAUCUUAAGAACCUUCUGUCUCAAGGACAUAGAGUUGGAAUUGUGCAACAGACGGAAACCGCUGCGCUGAAGAAGGUCAGCGACACAAGAAACGAUGUCUUUGAGCGAAAGCUCACGCACCUUUACACAGCAGCAACAUAUGUCGACGAAAUUGAUUCCGUUGAUGAUACGGACAAGUACAUAUCUCCCCCGUUAAUGUGCCUCAUAGAGAAAUCCAAAAAGGGUGCUACGAAAGUGAACGUGAACAUCGCGAUGAUCACUGUCUGUCCACACACCGGUGAUGUCACUUGGGAUGAGUUUGAAGAUGGACCGAUGCGGAUAGAACUUGAGACUCGACUCGCACAUACGCAGCCAGCGGAACUCCUCCUCCCCGCAGAGUUAUCAAAGGCCACGGAGAAGAUGUUGGCGCAUUUCACGACCAUGUCUCCAACAGGCCGUAGAACCCCCGUGGAACGAUUCGCGGCGAAACUCAGCUACACGGACGCUUUCAAAGUGAUUACCGAAUUUUAUACGGACAAGGACAAUGCUGCGGGUGCUUCGGAGAGCUUUCGUUCCGGAGAACUGCUGGCCACCGUUACUGGCUUCCCUCAACAAGUCGUAGUCACACUCGGACACGCCAUAAAACACCUUUCCGCUUUCGGUAUCGCAGACGCGUUUCGCGAAACCAAGUUCUUCACCCACUUUAUGACCAAGACGCAUAUGCUGCUGGCAGCCAAUACCCUUGCCAACCUUGAAAUCUACCGUAACGAAACCGACUUCACGACCAAAGGCUCUCUCAUCUCGGUGCUGGAUCGUACUAAGACCAAGUUUGGAGCACGGCUAUUGCGGCACUGGGUGGGAAGGCCCUUGAUCGACAAAGCGCAAGCUCGUGUUGAUGCAGUUGAAGAACUCAAGACGACAAAUCACGGACAUCUAGCCGGGCUACAGGCUGUUCUCUCCAAACUACCUGAUCUAGCCAAAGGUCUUUGUCGAAUACAAUACGGUCAAUGUACUCCUCGCGAAUUAGCACUUCUAUUGCGCGCAUUCCAAAAAAUCGGCGAUGCAUUUGUAGCUGUGGACACCCCUUCUCAAGUUGGCUUCAAAUCUGACAUCCUCAACGACAUCAUAUUCGCGCUUCCGAAAAUCAAGCAACCUAUCAAGGAUACGAUGAGCCAAAUCAUUCUGAAAAAGGCGGAGGAAGGCAAGAGGGUCGAGAUGUGGACUGACAUCGAGAAGUUUCCCGAGCUCAAUGACUUGACCUUGGGCUUGGACCUCAACGAAGUAGACAUCUUGGACGAGUUGAAGGCAGUCCAGAAAGCUUUACGGCGGCCCUCCCUUAAAUGGGCUUCUCAUCUAGGUGAAGAAUGUCUCAUUGAGCUGAAGAAGGCAGAUAACAUACCAGUCCCUGAUGAUUGGAUAUUCAUGUCUGGGACGAAAAUCGUCAAGAGAUAUCACACACCUCAAGCGAAGCGAUUGCUUCAGAAACGCGCACAAUUCACUGAAGCGAUCCAAAGGGAGGCUCAUCGGGCGUAUAUAUCGUUCCUGAAGGAAAUUACCGAUGAUUAUUACGGCGUGCUCAGGCACGCUGUGAAUCAGUUAGCUAUCGCUGAUUGCUUGUUGAGUUUGACGAAGGUUGCACUGGAAAACGAUUACUCUCGGCCAGAAUUUAUAGAUGGCGACGCCCUUGAGAUCGUAGAUGGACGUCAUCCUAUGAUCGAAAAACUCAGUUCGGACCCUUUCGUAGCGAACAGCGUCGACAUGGGUGUCCGUGAACCCAAGAGCAAGAUCAUCACGGGCCCAAAUAUGGGAGGGAAGAGCUCUUGUGUCAGGAUGGUGGCUCUCAUUGUGCUCAUGGCCCAAAUUGGUUCAUAUGUACCAGCAGCUUCGUUGAAGCUCGGUCUUGUGGAUGCAAUUCUCACUCGGAUGGGAGCCUCUGAUGACUUGUCGAGAGGUCGAUCAACCUUCAUGGUCGAAAUGACAGAAACUAGUGAGAUAUUGCAACUCGCAACCCAGAGAAGCUUGGUUAUUCUCGAUGAGCUAGGCAGAGGGACUUCCACGUUUGACGGGAUGGCAAUUGCGAGUGGUGUGCUACAGCACCUAGUCGAUGUCACUGACUGUAAGACGCUGUUCAUUACACAUUACCCCUCUAUCGCAAGGGAGCUCGAGGACAAAUAUCCGUCCAAACUACAGAACCUCCACAUGCGUUACGAUGCAGAGGAUCGCGUGGACGGCAUUAAAGAUGUCACUUUCUUCUACUCUCUUACGCCAGGACUAUCACAACAUUCCUUUGGAGUAGAGUGUGGACGGUUAGCUGGAUUGCCGGAAUCUAUAUUACAGACGGCUGCCGCAAAAGCGUCGUCCUUGCAGAUCGAUGUCGAGCGGCGGAAGGCCGAAAAUCGAACACGCAAGGCCGUGGGCGCAAUUAGAAAAUGCUUCUUCAACCCAGAACCAGUAGAUAGCCAUGAAGUAGAGCAAUUAUUGGAAAGCAUCAGAGCGGUACAUCUCAGUAUAACAUUUAAUAAUUAG
Molecule: messenger RNA, 3270 nt
Organism: Pleurotus ostreatus (oyster mushroom)
Lineage: Eukaryota; Fungi; Basidiomycota; Agaricomycetes; Agaricales; Pleurotaceae
Gene: MSH3
Product: Mismatch repair protein msh3
Exons: 21
Coding region: 1-3270 (1089 amino acids)
Biological process (GO): mismatch repair; mitotic recombination
Cellular component (GO): nucleus
Molecular function (GO): mismatched DNA binding; ATP binding; ATP-dependent DNA damage sensor activity
Source: RefSeq, a predicted model, not a curated record